This is a messenger RNA of Blumeria graminis f. sp. triticale, 2538 nucleotides long. The record is from the annotation of a GenBank genome assembly. Lineage: Eukaryota; Fungi; Ascomycota; Leotiomycetes; Helotiales; Erysiphaceae.
AUGACUCAAAUCAUUUCGUCAGAGGGGUGUAAGCCCUAUGAUCCAUUCAACCCUCAUACUGGACAAGAUCAAAUUUACGUACAGUUGGUGCUAUCCUUUGUACUCGGUACUGUCGCGUUCAUUAGUUUUUGCUUCCUUCGCACAAGAUGGAAAAGUUUAUAUGCUGGACGAAAACAACAAAAUGGGACUAUCGACUGUCUACCCGAUCUACCUGACUCAUUUUUUGGGUGGAUUCCGGUACUCUACAAUGUGACUGAUGAACAGGUCCUGAAAUCUGCAGGCCUUGAUGCUUACGUGUUUCUCGCGUUCUUCAAGAUGUCAAUUAAACUACUCACAACAAUUUUCAUCAUAGCAUGCAUUGUAGUAGCUCCUAUCAACAGUCAUUUUGUUUGGCUUCCAUCGCCGGUUGAUGUCAAAGAUCCUCGACAGGAAGAUAGAAACAUUUCACAAACAUUGACAGAAAAUAGUUUCGAGUACCAGUACGCACCAUCAGUGUUAAUUGAUGAAAAUAAAAACAAUCUCCCAGAUCCAACGUACCUGUGGGCGUAUGCUUUCUUUACCUAUCUCUUUUCUGGGCUGGCAAUUUAUUUUUUAUCGGCUCAAACAAAAUCAAUCAUUAAAGUAAGACAAGGAUACUUAGGAAGUCAGCCGAGCGUGAAAAGUCGGACUUUUAAAUUGUCAGGUAUACCCUUAGAAUUUAGAACUGAAGAUAAGAUAAAAGAGAUGAUUGAGUCACUUGAGAUCGGAAAGGUGCUAAACGUAACAAUUGCUCGGAAUUUGGAGAAACUUGACCAUCUUGUGGAAAAAAGAUAUCGCGUAUUAAGAUUGCUGGAAGAGUCAUUAGUGGUAUAUCAAGGAAAGCAAAAGUACAUGAGACGAUUUGAAAAUCAAAAUUCAACACCUAACUACGAAGCUGAUGGAGGAAACAGUAAUGAAGAAAGUCAUGCCUUAUUGGGUACUACCAACGCCACAGAUUCUGAAAACCUCGGACCGAGAAUAACAGUUUGCCCUCAAACACUCUGUAGGAGAAACAACAAAAUUGACGCAAUCCGCCUUUAUGAAGAAGAGCUUAUGGACUUAGAUGACGAAGUUAGAAUUGCGAGAAAGGAAGUGUAUCCAGCGACACCGAUAGCAUUUGUCACGAUGGACUCUAUUUCUGCCUCUCAAAUAGCCGUGCAGACAUUGCUGGAAUCUUCGAUGAAUCUAACUGCGAAAUUGGCUGCUGCUCCUACUGAGAUUUUAUGGUAUAAUACUUACAGGUCCCGCUGCAACCGUAUGAUUCGUUCUUGGAUGAUCACAAUUUUUAUUUUUGUUCUAACAAUUUUUUGGGUCGUUCCUGUUGCAGCUCUUGCCGGGCUAAUUGAUCUAUGUUCAAUUCAAAAAGUCUGGCCUCAGCUCGCUGAUGUCCUGACGAGGCAUGAAAUUUUGAAAUCUCUAGUUCAAACAGGCCUACCAACUCUUAUUGUAUCAUUACUUAAUCUUGGUGCUCCCUUUCUGUACGACUUUCUCUCAUACAAACAGGGGAAGAUUUCUCAGGUAGAGAUUGAACUAUCUGUGAUCUCUAAGAACUUUUUUUUUAUAUUUUUUAACGUGUUUUUAACUUUCACUGUUGCCGGAACAGCAACAAAAUUUUGGUCUACUCUUCAAGACACCCUAAAAGAUACCACGUUUCUUGCUUUCAAAUUAGCUGGAUCAGUUCAAGAAGUUGCUGUCUUUUAUCUGAAUUUUAUCAUUUUGCAAGGUAUUGGUCUCACCCCACUCAGACUCCUAGAAUUCGGUAGUAUGAGCCUUUAUCCAUUUUUUCGCAUGACUUCGAAGACUCCAAGGGAUUAUGCAGAAUUUAUGCAACCUCCAAUUUUUAAAUACGGCUUCUAUCUUCCAUCUGCAAUAUUCAUAUAUAUCUUGUGCAUCGUUUACUCUGUUUUACCUGUUGGCUACUUAAUUCUGAUGGCUGGGAUUAUAUAUUUUAUUAAUAGCUACUUCACCUAUAAAUAUCAGCUACUAUAUGCCAUGGAACAUCACAAACACGAAACCGGAGGUGCUUGGCCAAUGAUAUGUUACCGAGUACACAUUGGCCUUGGUAUCUUUCAGAUAGUCAUGGCAGGAAUAAUUGCUCUCAAAAGUCAAAUUUACGCUGCUAUUACUAUAGUUCCUCUGAUAUUUUUCAAUAUAUGGUACAGUUAUUAUUUCAGCCGAACCCAUCAUCCGUUGAUGAAUUUUAUUGCUCUGAAAUCUAUACAAAAAGAGGUCAAUGCCAUCACAGAAAUUUCUGAUGAGAAUAUAGCUACAGACAACAUUUUUUAUGGGGCAAAUAGAACAUUAAUCUCAAACAGUGUGGAAGGGAAAGAAAGGCAGCAAUUCAUGAAUUCCAAUCUAACUGCCCCGCUAUCCAGUCUUUGGAUAAACAGUCAGCCAGAAUCAAACCACGGGUCUACUUUUGCUCAGAAUGAAGGUCACAAUGACUUUUUUCCAAACACUUCGCGAGGAAGCAGCUUGUUAAGUCUUGGUGACACUCACGUAUGGCGCGAAAACGAUUGA